AUGGCUGCAGCGGGCGCGAGGGCGCAGAAGCCGGUUGGCUCUGCAGCCUGGAUUUCCACUGAAAAAGAGAACUGCACGCAGCUAGUGGAUCAGGAGAUGGAAGAAAUCGAGUUUCCUGUGCGCUAUGAGAUGGAAUGGUUGGACGAACAUAUGGGCGAGAUCUUCUCAAACAACCAAUUUAACUUCACAGAUGCCUUCAAAACGCCCGGAAAACUACGAGGCAAGACUCCUCGCACACUGCGAAAGCGUGACCCGACAGAAAAUCGCGUGCCUCUGAGCGAGAUAUUCUCAUCCGUGAAGAAGAACCGAGCCGACACCAAAUUUUCCCCUAGUCCCGCCGUACAACGUUCACCCACAAAGGCUAUAACUGCCCCCUCAGCGCCUACUUCUUCGACUCAAGGGAAAAGCAAAGCGACAGAACCCACCCAACCUCAAUACCCCGAAUUGCCGCAGAACAUCAAUUCAUUCUCACAAUACAACACGGACUCUGGCUACCAUGGAAUGCAAGAUGAUAACGAUGAUGAUGAUGACGACGACGAGGUUGUUCUUACACAAGUCGCGCCCGAGUCGCAAUUAUCCACACAACCGUUCGACGCUGAGCCCACCACAUCCAAUGGAGAGGCGCGUCGUUCAUCUACUGGCCGCCGCACAACCGAUGCUUCAUUCCACUCAGCGCGCGAGGACGUGCGCCAUCGUGGUGACACUGUUGAACCAAUGAACAUAGAUCUGCCAAAAGAAACUCGCGAAGAAGAUACAAAUGUCGCGGAACCAGCUAAGAACGAUGAACCGAAAGAAGACGCGAUCAUGGAAGAUAGGCCUGCCAAUGAGCCCGAGGCAGCAAGCGCGCCGGAUGGAAAAGAGGCCGUCGCACCGAUCAAUGAUGCGGAACCAUCACCAGUUAAAACCACCAGUGCCCAGGACGUCUCACUCCAAGAGGACAAGGAGCCUGAGAAGAACGAGCUGGAGAAGGAUGAAAUGGCGCUCGACAAUUUGGACGAUAUUGGCUCGCCGUCAGAUGCUGAUUCCCCAGAGCGACCGCCGAUCCGCAAGAGCAGUCUUAGCUUUGCGUCUCUUCCUGCUCGGGAGCCGCUUGGUUCCAAAACUCUCGGUGGCUCAAGACUUUCCAGGACAAGUAACCUUGACUCUAUCAAGCCGAAUACUGCCACCGGCACGAAUUAUUUUGGCCGACAGACUGGGCAUCGGAUGACUCAGGCUGUGGAUGAGAACCCGCAAGCUGAGAAGAUGGAUGUUGACGAGAGUAAACCUACCACCAAUGAAGAACCGGACGUGGAUUCAAAAGCGACCAAGCUUCACAACAAAUCAUCAACCCAGCGGCUGCACGAGAAGAUUAGCAUGCUCGGAAAAAUGCAACCUUCGCGACCGACAAAGUCAAUCCCUGCAGUUGCAAAUUUGUCGUCAGCGCCUGUAUCAUAUCCUGAGCUCCCUGCAACACAGCCAGAGGCCAAACCGGAAGCAUCCAGCUCCAAACAGAGAGAGAACACCCCCCCUCGAUCCACGCCCAACGCGGAGGAAGACUGGAUAAAACCAAUGAGCUCACCAUUCCAACCGUAUCCUUCGACAGUUAAAGCGAUGACGAGCAAGCCAUCCGGGCCUCCAACAAGCGAUGCUCCUGAACAACCAUCUUCUCCCCUGAAGAGCGCAGCGACCCAAGGAACAACGAGAACCCACGUUAGACAAACCUCGGAAAUACCGCGUGGUAAAUCUGCUACUCCGGCUUUCUCCUCACCGCAGCGGUACGGCCACCAGAAGAGCGCGUCCGUCAACAUUGACAACAAGAUGACAACGACACCGAUCGGCUCCCCCCAUCGUCAAGAUGGCCCAUUGAGUGCGUCCAAGUCCAGGCUUCAGUCGAUUGUGAGAUCUGCCAAAGGCCUCUUCACGAGCUCCGGAGGUGUGUCAGCGGCUGCCCGACAAGAGGCCUCUUCGCCGGACGAACCUAGGACCCAACUCCAACGGGCACAUACGGAUAUCGAACGAACCAGCCAGCGACCUUUAUCGGCUCAUAGCCCCCUUCGACAGGAGGGUCGCCGAACGCGGAGCUCCACUGAGCGGGAAGAAAAGCGCAAGCAGCAGGAGAUUGAUGAGCGGAAGCGAGAGGAGGAGCUUACAGAAAAGACGCGACAGGAGGAGAAGCUGCGGACAACGCAACAGAAGGCAACACGAGAGCGGGCGCGUACAGAAUCUGAAGCGCGCGGCCCGGCUACUUAUCCUACGCUCCCCUCGAGUCCCAGCCGAGCAACCCAGAUGAAAUCUUCCAAAGAUCCUGAGCCACCUGUCGAAUCUGCUCCGAAAGCUGCAGCUCAACCCUCAGCACCGCAACCAACAAGACCAAACGACCGCCGCCCGACAAAACCGACCCGCGAACUCCAGCAAAAGCCGAAACCACAGCCCGUAUCGAUUCGCGUCGGCAGUGCCCUUUCCCGCCAAAUGCCUUUGGCUUCCUCCGUGGCCUCCACUAGCGAGUCAAGUAUACCAGCACCCGUCCCAACCCCAUCUACAACGAAAGCGGCGUCCUUGAAGAAGAAGGCCAGCAACCAAUCACUCCACACAGCCUCCUCGAACAGCAGCUUCAAGAGCUCUGUCUCGAGCCAGACACAGACGAAGCGGAAAGCCCAGCUUGCGAGUGAAAGGAAGCGGGAACAGGAAGAACGCGAGGCGCGGCGCAAGGAGGAGCAGCGGCGAGAAAUGGAGCGCAAGCGAGCCGCUCAGCAAAGCCGGGCUGAAGCCGAGCGCCGCGAGCGACAAGCUGAAGAUGCCAAGAAGACGGCUCAGAUGCAGGCGAUCGAGAAGCGGCGAUUGGAAAACGCGCGACGACUUGAGAGGCAGGGCAGCCAGCAGCCGGACACGGGACCGAGCCACUCGGAUAAGACCGCUUCUCAGGCGUCGCACCGCGAGACUGCCGGGCCCGGUCGUCCAACCUCGCGAUUGGGAUCGGUUCUUGGCCGAACAAUCAAUCCACCUGCACCCAACCCGGCCAAGCCGCCCAAGAGAGGACUGGAGGAGGAGCAGGCGACCCACCGCGCUGCAACUGCUAAACCUGGUGCAAUGCAGCCAUCUGGCGAAACUAAGCGGAGGAGGACAGACGAUGAAGAAAACCAUGCGGCGAUGCGGCCAACAAUGGCGCCGCCGAUCCGCCAGUCGAACAUUCGCAAGGAACCGGCUAAGAAGCCAUCCAUGUAUGGAAAUGGUCAGAAUGCACAGCCAGGAUCUUCGAUUUUCAAGACUGGCCAACCCCAGAGACCAGGUCACCCGAUGGACAUGGCCAAGUAUGCUAGUGGCAAGAUUCCCUUUGCAGAGUCUUCCAACGCUGCCGGCCCAUCGCAGGCCCAUCGCACACCAGGCGCUACCUCCAGCAAAGCGCCGAAGCCGUCGCCUAAUUACCCCAAUGGCGAGAACAUCAACCUUCCUGAAAUCGCGACUGAUAGUGAAGACGAGGACUCGGAGGCUGAAAUGCUCCCAGUCCCCAACUGGGCGCAGCCAAAGGAGCUCGAGACGUUGCUCCGAGACCAAGAAGGCAUGGAGGUGGACUCCAUAUUCGGACCGAUAGCACCGUUCUCGCUGGAAGAGACGUUCAAGGCGGACAAGAGGAUCAAGAAGUUCCGUGACCGGACGAGUAGCGCGAACUGGGCUGGGCCUGAUGGGCUCACGCAGGACGAGAUCCGGAAAGAUGUUGCGGAGCGACAGCGUCUCCGCACGAACGGAGGAUGGACUUUUGGCAUGUAG
Messenger RNA from Aspergillus puulaauensis, 3744 nucleotides. RefSeq lists its product as uncharacterized. Bases 1 to 3744 code for a protein of 1247 amino acids. NCBI's taxonomy places the organism in Eukaryota, Fungi, Ascomycota, Eurotiomycetes, Eurotiales, Aspergillaceae. The record is from RefSeq and is a predicted model, not a curated record. The transcript is spliced from 5 exons.